Molecule: messenger RNA, 790 nt
Organism: Setaria italica (foxtail millet)
Lineage: Eukaryota; Viridiplantae; Streptophyta; Magnoliopsida; Poales; Poaceae
Product: major pollen allergen Ole e 10
Exons: 4
Coding region: 66-587 (173 amino acids)
Source: RefSeq, a predicted model, not a curated record
CACGGGGAGGAAGGCAGAGUGAAAAGCAGGAGCCGUUUCAUAGUUCUGUAACUUCUGCUUCAGCCAUGAAGAGGAAGGAGCUGAUGAUCAUACACGGCCUUCUGGUUCUUGGAUGGUUCAUAGCCUCUGCAGCCGGCCGCAUCACGCCGCAGGAGAAGGCGGAGUCGGUGACGCCGAUCCCGACACUGUCGCCGCCGGAAGGCAACAUGACGUUCAUCAACGGCGUGACGUGGUGCGUGGCGCGGCCGGGCGCUUCCCAGGAGGACCUCCAGAACGCGCUGGACUGGGCGUGCGGCCCCGGCGGCGCCGACUGCUCCCAGCUGCAGCCCGGCGGCCGGUGCUACCAGCCCAACACGCUCCUCACCCACGCCUCCUACGCCUUCAACAUCUUCUACCAGCAGAACGGCAACUCCGACAUCGCUUGCAACUUUGGCGGCGCCGGAGCACUCGUCAAGCGGGACCCAAGUUUCGGAUCAUGCAAGUUCCUGGCAUCAGAGACUUCUGCAGCUGCAUCCUCGGCGAUGUUGGGAAGGGCGUGGAUGGCCAUAGUCGCUGCAUCUCUGAUCGCGCUUCGGUUGAUAAUUUAGAAACUCGAGACCUCGUGAUGUAUGCUAUGCAUCGUCUGAUCAAGCACUGGAUGUGUAAAAAAUGUGAUGUGAUGAAACAUCAGUGGUUUCGUCAUGUGGCUCUGUAAACAACGGUGCUACUUUUUCGUGUAUAAAUUUUGUUAUUACGAAUGUAAUAGUCAUGUUCUUUAGAAAUAAACAAUGGUGUUUUUUUCCUCGAACUA